AUCCCCUAUCACUCAUCCGCUAGGCGAUAUUAUUGUUUGCCGAAGCGCACUACAAACACAUACAAAGUGCCGCCCGAAAGCAAAAGUCGGUAAAGUACUGGAACUUGCGCAUGUAAACAGAUGCAGCUUCGUCACAGUUCGUUGGGGCCGUAGUGAUAUUAGAGAGAGAGACCGCGGGCUCUGGCACCCAUCCCUCGGACGUUGGGAUCGGAACUCCAGAGAUAGUUUGACCGUUGUGCAGUUCGCUUGCUUCCGUGUGGUCCUUGUGAUAGUGUGCUGCUGUCCUGUGUUCUUAUCGUGAAAGAUGUCCAACGCCGCAGAUCUACCGCCCGUGCUGAACAAACUGUUCAGCCACAUCGAUGCCAACAAGACCAGGUACAUCGAUACGCUGCGGGAAGCGGUGGCGAUAAAGUCGGUCUCGGCCUGGCCCGACUCGCGGCCGGAAAUCUUCCGCAUGGUGGACUGGGUGGCGGACCGGCUGCGGAAGCUUGGUGCUACGGUUGAGCUGGCAGACGUCGGCAAACAGCAACUGGCCGAUGGCCGUGAACUCGACCUACCGAAGGUCAUCCUCGGGGUGCUGGGAACGGACUCUGCGAAGAAGACUGUGUGUCUUUACGGGCAUCUGGAUGUGCAGCCAGCCAUUCUGGAGGACGGUUGGGCGACGGAACCGUUCGUACUGACGGAAAAGGAUGGCAAACUGUUCGGACGUGGUUCGAGCGAUGACAAGGGACCGGUCCUCGGAUGGAUCCACGCGAUCGAAGGCUUCCAGGCCAUCGGUGAACCGCUCCCGGUCAAUCUAAAGUUUGUGUUCGAGGGCAUGGAAGAGUCCGGCAGUGAGGGUCUCGACGAUCUGCUGUACGCGCGUCAGAAGGAUUUCCUGUCCGACGUGGACUAUGUCUGCAUUUCCGACAACUAUUGGCUCGGUACGGACAAGCCGUGCAUCACGUACGGACUGCGAGGCAUCUGCUACUUCGAGGUGGAAGUCAGCUGCGCGCACAAGGAUCUGCACAGCGGCGUAUUCGGCGGAACCGUGUACGAAGCGAUGAACGAUCUGGUGUACCUGCUCGGAACGCUCACCGACUGUGAAGGACGCAUUCAGAUCCCGAAAAUCUACCAAGAAGUGGCUCCACUGCUGCCGAACGAGCAGGCCAUUUACGAUGCGAUCCACUUUGACGUUGGCAGUUACCGGGCGGAGCUGGGAGCGCGCAAGCUGAUGCACAAGGAGGACAAGACGAAGAUUCUGAUGCACCGUUGGCGUCAGCCGAGUCUGUCGAUUCACGGUGUUGAGGGCGCGUUCUACGAGCCCGGCCAGAAGACGGUCAUUCCGAAGAAGGUUAUUGGCAAGUUUUCGAUCCGCAUUGUGCCAAACCAGACGCCCGAGCUGACGGAGCGUUACGUGAGCGAGUAUCUGACGGCAAAGUGGGCCGAGCGUGGUUCACCGAACCAGUUUGCGGUGCGCAUGGCGCAUGGAGGUAACCCGUGGACGGAGGAUCCGAACCAUCCGCACUAUCAGGCGGCCCGAACGGCUACGAAACAUGUGUACAAAGUGGAUCCCGAUAUGACGCGCGAGGGUGGAUCGAUUCCGGUCACGCUAACGCUGCAGCAGACGACGGGCAAAAACGUGUUGCUGCUGCCGAUGGGUGCCUCGGAUGAUGGAGCACACUCGCAGAACGAAAAGAUCGAUGUGCGCAACUACAUCGAGGGGACCAAACUGCUUGGGGCAUACUUGUACGAGGUGUCUCGCAUCAACUGAGUAGCCAGAUUGCUGUCGAUCUUUACCACUGCGAACGCAAAACCCCGACAUCACGACCCAUCACUACCACUUCCCUGUGCUAAACACCAACCCCGUUUGAUACCAAUCGUUUUCGGCGCGUAUAUGAGAAUUGUUAAUAAAAAAUCCGGCAUGUGAUUUUAGCUAAUGCUGUA
This is a messenger RNA of Anopheles stephensi (Asian malaria mosquito), 1926 nucleotides long. RefSeq names its product cytosolic non-specific dipeptidase (gene Cndp2). Gene Ontology annotation, biological process: proteolysis. Gene Ontology annotation, molecular function: metallodipeptidase activity. Lineage: Eukaryota; Metazoa; Arthropoda; Insecta; Diptera; Culicidae. Bases 305 to 1753 code for a protein of 482 amino acids. The record is from RefSeq and is a predicted model, not a curated record. The transcript is spliced from 4 exons.